This is a messenger RNA of Raphanus sativus (radish), 1254 nucleotides long. Its product is annotated as iron-sulfur cluster co-chaperone protein HscB homolog. The record is from RefSeq and is a predicted model, not a curated record. Lineage: Eukaryota; Viridiplantae; Streptophyta; Magnoliopsida; Brassicales; Brassicaceae. Gene Ontology annotation, biological process: [2Fe-2S] cluster assembly; protein complex oligomerization. Gene Ontology annotation, molecular function: protein-folding chaperone binding; ATPase activator activity. Bases 260 to 1072 code for a protein of 270 amino acids. The transcript is spliced from 6 exons.
CGCCAAUUAAUAAAAGCAGAGGAUCAGACGAAGCAAGUAAGUUCGUUAGAAAUAAGAUAACCAAAAGGUCCAAAGCUACUCCAAUUAGUGCUGGUCCAAGCCAAAUAACACUCUAACCGGAAUACAUUUAAUACUAACCGGAAAAUCAACUUUUUAAAGUUUAGACCUAACCGGUUUGGUUCGAUGACAGGUGCUUAAAUAGUAGUACACGACAAUCUCUCUCUUACUUGUCUUCCCGACAAUAAGAGAGAGACACCAAAUGAACCGAACAAAGAAGCUGGUGGCUUCGAUCUCCACCUUUUUAACAAGACGAACCUCUCAUCCUUCUUCUUCGUCUACUCUCCGAUUCAAUCCACUCGCAACGUUCGCGACUAAUCCACAAACCAACUUGACUCGCGAAUCUCUGCAACCUCCUCCUUCGCCGGCUAAACCCUUGACGAUACUCCCAUUUUCCGGGAGAGCAUUCUGCUCUGAGUCUUGCGACAAGAGAAGCUCCUCCGUGUGCUGGAACUGCGGUUUCUCGUCUGAAAAGGCUGCGUUUUUGUUCUGCCACUCGUGCCGUAGCAUUCAACCUGUUGAUGAUUCCGUCGACUACUUUCAAAUCUUUGGCCUGGAGAAGAAGUAUGAGUUAGAUGGUGGAAGCCUUGAAGGGAAGUACAAAGACUGGCAGAAGAAGCUGCAUCCUGAUUUAGUUCAUAACAAAUCUCAGAAAGAAAGAGAUUACGCAGCUGAACAGUCUGCAAAGGUGACUGAAGCAUGCCGCACAUUAACCAAGCGGCUGUCAAGAGCAAUGUAUUUGAUGAAGCUGAACGGCAAAAAUGUGAAUGAAGAAGAAACAGUAACAGAUCCAACGUUGUUAAUGGAGAUGAUGGAACUCAGAGAGGCCAUAGCAGAAGCAGAUGAUUCAAAAGAGUUAAACCAGAUCCAGUCCCAGGUACAAGAGAAACUGAAGCAAUGGUCUGAUUCUUUUGCCGACGCCUUUGAAAGCGAGAGGUUUGAUGAAGCUGUAAACUGUAUUCGGAGAAUGACUUAUUACGAGAAAGCUUGUGAAGAAAUUGUGAAGAAGCUAUGAGGAAAGGAAAGCAGUCCCUCCCUUGAACCAUUCUUUUUGUUCGUUUAUUUAUUAGCCUUGCCCAACUAAAGUAUCUUCUUAGCUUCAUGUUUUACUUUUUACUUAUAUUUAACUGAAGAGGUUGUAAUAAAGAACAUGGACGGAUACGUUAUUAAGAAAAGGAUUUUAUUUGGUCAGCAUCA